Molecule: messenger RNA, 1752 nt
Organism: Lachancea fermentati
Lineage: Eukaryota; Fungi; Ascomycota; Saccharomycetes; Saccharomycetales; Saccharomycetaceae
Source: the annotation of a GenBank genome assembly
AUGUCGCACUAUUCACCGCUUGGUGCUACCUAUGGGGUUCGUAUUAAUCAAUUCCUGGAAACUCCAGAAGACUUUGACAAAUAUCAUGCAAAGCUGAACCGGAAAUUGCAAAAGUUGAGGCAUCAUUGUCGGUUAACGACGAAGGACACCAAAAAGUACUCCUCAAAGGAGAAGUAUUCCAAGAUUGGGCAUGAAGAAUACGACACCAAAAGUAAAUUGUUUGGGACGAUUGUUCUGCUACACGCAGAAAGGGACCUUGCUCUCGUUGAAGCUUUGAAAUUGAAGGCGAGACAAAGAGGAUCGCUCAAAAGCAGUGAAAGAAAAGUAACGGCAACCAGAUUGAAGAAAGCGCAUACGACUUCCCAAAGGCUACUGGAAAUCACUCAAAAUGAGUCGAAUUGGGCUACGCGUUUAGAGUAUCUAGUUUACGAUAAGCUUUGUCAAGUCGAGUAUCUCGUUUUUGGCAAGCAAGUCAAGCGCAAGAAUUCUUCAGUAAUAGCGAAAGAUUUGGCCCUAGCAUUUGCUGCACUUCAGCAUCUCCAGCAGCUCGAAAAGCUAGACAAAGAUGUUUCCGAAGCCAUUACAUCAAAGUUUGAAUAUCUUCUCAGACAGCACGCAGAUGCUGCUUUAUUCACGACUAAAGAGCUACAGGUUUUUAUCAAAGGGCAAGUACAAGCAAAUACUAUUGAUCCACUGGUUAAAGUUUUGAUCGACAAUGGAUUUGACUCUCAAAAUAAUGAUGUUGAAAUGGAGAGCGAGGCUACAGCUGCCAGACAGGUUCAAUGGCGCUCUUUCACUGCAAAAAUCAAGGACUCGAAAGUCGCUGAAGUCAUUUCAGAGGCUUCUAAGAUUCAACCUAAAGAAUUGUCGGACUACAGCACUCAGCUUGCAAAAUGGCAAGAAGCGCUUAAUGCUCAAAGAAGUUUCAUCGAGAAAUCGCAAGAAGAUGAACAAGAUGAGGAUCAUGGAGAGGAUGACCAAAUCCUAUUGACCUACAUUCAAUACAGUUCUUACUUCACUACGGUUGAGCGUGAUGACCAGAUCUUCCAGCAAUUGUGGAAACAGUGGACUUCAGCAAAGGGUUCAAUAGUUGGCAAGCUCACGAAAUAUAAGGAAAUUGAGCGUAUUGUCAGCAAUAUAGUAACAUAUUUGGGGCAAAUAAUGGAGCUUCCCGGUGUUUAUUCUGACGACGAGCUACUGAGCACUCUGAAGAUAGCCGUGGCUUAUUAUCAACUACAUCUGACGGCAGGAUGUUUGGCAUCCCUGUAUCAGGCCAAGAAUAAAUAUCUGGAAUCAUUGGCAUUGUAUGUUGAUGCUCACAAGAGGCUAGAUAGCUGCCUUCAGGAAAGUGGCAUCGAGGCUUCGUUACCUGGGAAUAUCAUAACUCCAGAGAAAAUAAAGACACUGGGGGACAUGAUUAUCGCCGGUUCAAACAGUGUUAUCGCUCUUGCUGAAUUCGAAAAGGUUACUUCAUGCAAUUCUAGCAAGAAAUAUUUCCCUACGUUACUUGAGCUUUUGGGCAAGCCAGUCGGUCCUCAGGAUGUGGAUAUUAAGAAUCUCUUCCCAAUGAGGCCACGCAUUAUGCCCGUUUCAGCAAAGCCUAACCUAUUUGAUCUUGCCUUUAACUAUAUCACAUACGUUGAUCAACCUCAAGGUACUCCACAGCCCGUCGAGCAUUUAUCUGAAGAGCCCGCCCAAUCACAAACAGAAAUACCCAAGAAGAAGGGUAUUUUUGGCCUAUUUGGUCGUUAG